This is a messenger RNA of Megalops cyprinoides (Indo-Pacific tarpon), 1356 nucleotides long. Its product is annotated as 28S ribosomal protein S36, mitochondrial-like. The coding region runs from base 1 to 456 and encodes 151 amino acids. NCBI's taxonomy places the organism in Eukaryota, Metazoa, Chordata, Actinopteri, Elopiformes, Megalopidae. Gene Ontology annotation, biological process: 2-oxoglutarate metabolic process. The record is from RefSeq and is a predicted model, not a curated record. The transcript has 5 exons.
AUGGACAAUCUCCGGGAGAAGGGGUGGAAGGUCACAAAAAUGGCCGCCGCCACUAGAGUCGUGAUCCAGGCUGUGCGGCCUCAUGCUCCUCUAAUAAAAUUCCCCAAUCGUCUGGGUGUUCCAAGGCCUAAGGGUGAGUUUUUAAUUUUAGCAAAUAAUCCACAACUAAUGCUUGCUGGUGCAAAUGCUAAGUGCUCAAUGCUAGUAUCGAUGUCCAUUUCAGUCCAGGAAGCACUGAAAAUAGCAGCCCCUCCGCAAUCCAGUGGGACCCACAGUUUACCACAGUCUGUAGCAUCAACACCGAGGCCAGUGGCAGUGGCGAGUGUAGCCUCCCCGAGCCGCGACGCCACCCCUCCGGACACUGCCGCCACUGCCAAGGCCCUUCCUCAGAAGUACCGCAGGAGGACACUAGCUGUUGAGGAGAUGGACUACAUCCAGCGUGGCGGACCAGAGUGACCCUUAGAAGUACUUGAUUAUGAAUUGGGCAAAUCAGUGGCUCUUCUUUUUCUGAAUGUUUUUCCACACAGUGUGCUUGCUACAUUAGUUUUUUUGUAUAUUUUACUGGGUCUUUGGUGGGAAAAGUGCUAAAAUAUUGGGGGUUGAUGGGAGAUUACGUCCAGAGUUCAUCAUCCAUUUUCCACUGAGAUGUGGACUCGAUGUUCCAUCAUUAUGCCUGCUACAUUUUGUUCUGUUACCCUGUUGAACACAACUGAGAAUUAAAGCUCUAUUAAUAAUGGGAACAUCAACCUUUUAUCUUUAGAUCAUUUUGUUUGUGAUCUCUGUUGUCGCAAGUUAUGAGGUUGUAUUACAACUUGAAUUUUCAAGUUCAAACUAUGUUCUGAAUCAGUUGUGUCCUAGUAAGAAAUGUCUGAAAUGAAGCUGUACGUGUAAGGUUGUAUAGUUCUGUGUAUGAUCACUUUGGAGUGAUUAAAACUGAAUUAUGUCAAUACUCAUACUGUUGAAUUUCUGUUAGAUAUUAGCUCUUUACACGAUUCUGUCAGGACCUGGAAUGAAGGUAAGAACUCAACAUGUGUGUGGAAAAGCAAAGGGAAGCUGGAUAUUUUGCACAGUUUGGUCUUGAAUUAUGGAAACUGUAUUAAGUUGUCAUGUCUGGGGCCUUCAGAGAAUAUUGUAUUUAAGUCAGAAUAAAUUCAUUAAACUUUGCACUGGGGUUUGCAAUGACUGACACAUUUUUCAUACAGUCAAGACAAUAUACAUCUCACUAUUUGAAAGCCACAAUUGUCUUACCCUGAGGUCAAAAGAAAAAAAUCUGUAAGUCUAAUUGUUGUGUUAUAUGAUACCAUAAUUUUCUUGAUAUAAUUGCUAUGAACAGCUGUGACAUGUUGUAAAACAAUA